AUGAACACCGAGUCUGUUGUCAUCGUGUCUGCUGCAAGGACGCCCAUUGGGUCCUUGAACGGUGCUCUGUCUACUGUGAAGCUGCCUGAGCUGUGUUCCCUGGUGAUCAAGGACGUUCUGAAGCGGGCCGAGGUGAAGCCAGAGGAGGUCUCUGAAGUUAUCAUGGGACACGUUCUAACAGCAGGUCAGGGGCAGAACCCGGCGCGUCAGGCCAGUGUAGCGGCAGGCAUCCCGUACCCCGUCCCGGCCUGGAGCUGUCAGAUGGUGUGUGGCUCUGGGCUGAAGGCUGUGUGUCUAGGAGCUCAGUCCAUCCUGACCGGAGAGUCCACUGUGGUGGUGGCAGGGGGCAUGGAGAGCAUGAGCCAGGCUCCUCACACUCUGAGAAUGAGAGAAGGGGUGAAGAUGGGCGAUGCCUCCCUGCAGGACUCCAUGGUGGCCGACGGCCUGACAGACGCCUUCCAUGGCUACCACAUGGGCCUCACAGCGGAGAAUGUGGCAGAGCAGUGGAAAGUCAGUCGAGAGGAGCAGGACCAGUUUGCUGUCCGGUCCCAGAACAAGACAGAGGCUGCGCAGAAAGCAGGACACUUCGAUCAAGAGAUUGUCCCGGUGACAGUGUCGUCCAGAAAAGGCCCGGUGGAGGUGAAGGUGGAUGAGUUUCCUCGCCACGGCAGCAGCACAGAGAGCAUGGCUAAACUCAGACCCUGCUUCAUUAAGGGCAGCGGCACCGUCACCGCUGGCAACUCCUCAGGUAUUAAUGAUGGAGCAGCAGCAACCGUCCUAAUGAGCCAAUCAGAGGCUGCGAAACGUGGCCUCAAACCGAUGGCCAGAAUUGUAACGUGGGCUCAAGCUGGCCUUGACCCGUCGAUCAUGGGAACGGGACCAAUACCAGCCAUCAGGAAGGCCGUUGAGAAAGCAGGCUGGCAGCUGGACCAGGUCGACUUGUUUGAGAUCAAUGAAGCCUUUUCUGCCCAGUCUGUUGCGGUGGUGAAAGAGCUUGGCCUAAAUGCAGACAAGGUGAAUGUGAGUGGGGGGGCCAUCUCUCUGGGCCAUCCCAUUGGCAUGUCUGGCUGCAGGGUGCUGGUCACCUUGCUGCACGCCCUUCAGAGGACUGGAGGCAGUAAGGGCGUGGCGUCGCUCUGCAUCGGAGGAGGGAUGGGCAUCGCCAUGUGCGUGGAGAGGGUUUGAGACGGAAACGUCAUGCUGCCUCACAGAUUGCACUCAAUCUUAAAUGAUAAAGGGAUAGUUGUUGUUUACACUGCAAGGAGUUUAGGCGGAUCCAAUAUUAGCGUGCCAUUCUCACUGAACAUCAAACCCCUCCCUCAGGUUAUAGCUGUGUAACAUGUGACUUAAGGAUUUAAUACCUCUAGAUAAUGUAAUUGUAGUGUGUAUCGACUAUUAGAUAUAUAUAUAUAUGCAGCAUACUGCAGUUAGUAGCUGUUAAGAAAUCAAAGUAUUGGAUGUCUUCUCCAAGAUGCACUCCUGACAAGUGAAACAAACUGCAAAUGCAAGGCUUUAAUGUGUGCCCGGUACAGACAGGCUACCUUUUCUGUAGUUUUUUUACUUUGUGUAAUUUAAUGAUAUCGUUCUUAGUUUGCUGUACAAAGACAUUUUGAUCGACAUUCCACUUUCUCUAAUCAAUGUAGCAGACAUGAGCCUUGAAAUGCAAGUGCCAUAAGGUUACGUACGCUAGCCUUCUCUAACCGAGUACUUCCUGUACACAGCAUGAUGCAAGUGUAAAUGUUUCCUGCAGCUCUUUUGCAUAUCAAUAAAGAAUCAUCAGCCAUCGAGUCAAAAA
This is a messenger RNA of Gymnodraco acuticeps, 1795 nucleotides long. It is a transcript of the gene acat2, whose product is annotated as acetyl-CoA acetyltransferase 2. The coding region runs from base 1 to 1185 and encodes 394 amino acids. Lineage: Eukaryota; Metazoa; Chordata; Actinopteri; Perciformes; Bathydraconidae. The record is from RefSeq and is a predicted model, not a curated record. The transcript has 9 exons. Gene Ontology annotation, biological process: fatty acid beta-oxidation. Gene Ontology annotation, molecular function: acetyl-CoA C-acetyltransferase activity.